Suillus subalutaceus is the source of this 1927-nucleotide messenger RNA. RefSeq lists its product as uncharacterized. Gene Ontology annotation, biological process: regulation of transcription by RNA polymerase II; endoplasmic reticulum unfolded protein response. NCBI's taxonomy places the organism in Eukaryota, Fungi, Basidiomycota, Agaricomycetes, Boletales, Suillaceae. The transcript is spliced from 3 exons. The coding region runs from base 86 to 1681 and encodes 531 amino acids. Gene Ontology annotation, cellular component: nucleus. Gene Ontology annotation, molecular function: DNA-binding transcription factor activity, RNA polymerase II-specific; RNA polymerase II cis-regulatory region sequence-specific DNA binding. The record is from RefSeq and is a predicted model, not a curated record.
CCGGGUGAUACAAAAAGUUGGCCCAGUUUCUGUUGCAUUGUCACCUCUAUAAUAUCACAAUAUUUGGUUCACCAGCCCUCAUCUCAUGCCCCGCCAUUCAAUUUCUACGCAUAUGUCUCAAAUAACUGAUAGCGACGUAGCUUUGAUCACCCCCAUCUCGCCGUCGAAUGCACCUUGGGACCAGUGUCCCUCAUCAUACCCUGGAAAUGCAAUGAACACUAUUGGGUGGAGUUAUUACCCUUUACCACCGUCCCCGCCUACCUCUGUCGGCUCAAACAUCACCGACUCUCCUGGACCUAUAUCCAAUACAACUCCUGACUCUAUGCGACAGAAGGAGCAACAAUUGUGCUUGCCGACGCACCAGGUGUUUGACUUCCCUGAGGUGCCGAAUUUAUCGUCACCUUCGCCAUCCGUCUCUCCUCCACUCUCAAAGUCCUCUCAGCCAUCUAUUUCCCUUGACACUCACAUGCACACGGAAGGGCUAUCUUCCCUCCCUGUCGCAGGCCCUUCGAAGAGACCGCGAACUGGCGGAGAGCGUAUCACCACAAAAGACUUUGUACCGCCUGAUGUAUCGGGGCUGAGCAAACGUGAAGCACGUCUGGUUAAGAACCGUGCCGCUGCUUUCCUCAGUCGGCAGCGGAAGCGGGAAGAAUUCGAGGCUAUGGAGAUCCGCGUCAAGGAGCUGGAGGAAGAUAAUGUGCGGCUUCAAACUGCUGCCAAAAGAGGACACGCCUAUGAUGAAUUGCUCUUGGAGGUCGAACAAUUGCGCAGUCGCCUUUCUGCAUCUGAAAAAAGGGGGCGCGAGCUGAAGGCCGAACUUUCACGAAGGUCAACCAGUGAUGUCCACGUGAAGACAGAAAAUUACGAUCAAGCUUUGACUCCGGUCUCACCAUCUGCCUCGCUGCCGAUGCACUCCCACCAGAGGUCCGGAGCAAGUCUCGGCCUGAUGCAGGUUCUCCUAUGUACGCUACCGUCCCUUCUUUUGACGUCCCCUAGAUCGCUUCCCACCACAUACUUUAUUCCCCUGACGGAUCCCUCGAUUCUACACCCCUCGUGCAACUUCGACUACAGCUCCAUCAUCCCAAGCGAUUUUGAAUGGGCACCGCAUCCUGACGGGGGAGCAGUGAUGAACCUUGGUUUUGGCGAUGUCGGAAAGCUUUCUUCGAGCGCUGGUUCCUCGUCCCCUCGCAAAGUUGAGAUCCACGCUGAAGCCAUCAAAGCUCUUGGGGGAUUCGAAAUUUCCUUUGAUGCUAGUCCAUCCAACGACGGAAAAAUUCAGGUUCGGAUCCACCCUUCCCAAUCACACCAUAUCAACCGGGAUCCCCAACGUGCACCUCCAGCCUCAAUGCCCAUGUGGUUCGAGUCAGCACCAAACAACUACGGCCCAGCCUUUUCAGCUGCUUUGACAUUUACUGCAUCUUCGACACCGGGAUCUUCCUUCGUGCCGUUAACUAGCGAUUUUGACUUGGAUCCUUUUUUGGGAGGAGUCCACGACUCAGGAUUGCCAUAUGGCAGCAGUGGACCGGCGUUUGGCCACCAUCCAUCGGAUGCCACAUUUGAACAUAUACCAGGGUUUAUGAAUGGCACUCGCAGCGACUUCUCUAAACACCGUCCGCGAGUUACCAUGAGAAACCUGCCAGCUGUCGGGAUGGAAGGAGAGUGGGAGGUUCCAGCCUGCUGAUUGUUACCGCAGUUGGUCGAUGACAACUAUUACUUAAGUACUUUCAUUUACUCUCAUUCAGCUGCUCGAAGUUACCUGGAUAAACCGCAUUGGAAUUUAUAUCACUAGUACCUACUUUAAUGGUUUGAGCUGGCCUUGAAGCAAUUGCCCGCAUUAUUCUUUCACAAACAUACUGGAUAUAUAGUUUUUACGUAUGCUUAGCAGAUAUGGAGGAAUGCGCACUCGGCGCGUGAAUCUCGAGGUGGC